Messenger RNA from Beta vulgaris subsp. vulgaris (sugar beet), 3833 nucleotides. RefSeq names its product receptor-like kinase TMK3. Gene Ontology annotation, biological process: protein phosphorylation. The record is from RefSeq and is a predicted model, not a curated record. Gene Ontology annotation, molecular function: protein binding; protein kinase activity; ATP binding. The transcript has 2 exons. NCBI's taxonomy places the organism in Eukaryota, Viridiplantae, Streptophyta, Magnoliopsida, Caryophyllales, Amaranthaceae. The coding region runs from base 601 to 3561 and encodes 986 amino acids.
CUACAAAUAUAAAUCAAACCGAAAAAUCCCGUUUUUUCAUCCGAUUUUUCCACUUAAUAAUAAAUUAUUAACACUGUUUACUCAUCUGACAUCUUCUCUCUCUUUCUCUCUCCUCCUCACUUUCUAUUACUACACUCAACUGUACAUAAAUGUAGUAGUAGUAGUAGUAGUACGGCAUUCCCCAGAAAAACUCCUCAAAAAUUCUGGAUUCUCAAAUUUAUUCCAAAUUUACAAAUAAAGAAAGUGGAUCAGUUUAGAGUUUCUUCAUGAUUCUUAUCCCAUUCUAAUUUUAUUUUCCUUUUUUUUUUAAUUUUUUACCGUCAUAAAUCUAUAUUUUUCACGUAAGACAAAGUUUCAUUGCCAUCACACAAAUACUUAAUACAGUACAAUCUUCUUUGUCUCUGUGUUUGUUUCUCACACAUUCAUUUCUUUUCUUACACUUUUUCUGCUGUUUUAAUUCCUACAUUUUCAUUUUCUAUCGCUAAAGUUCACUUCUUGAUCACAUUUUCAUCAAUAUUUCCAAAUGGGAUUGAUUAAAAAUCCCUCACAUUGAUGUAAAUUUUUGUGGGAUUGUGUUGUUUUUCAAAAUUAAGAAUCAUCAUGCAAAAAGAUGAGAUUUUUAUGUGGGUAAUAUUGUUGGGUUUUUGUUUGAUCUCUACUGUUUUCUGUGUAACUGACCCAAAUGACUUAAAAAUCCUGAAUGAAUUCAGAAAAGGGUUGGAAAACCCAGAACUUCUUCAAUGGCCGAAGAAUGAUGAUGAUCCAUGUGGGUCUAAAUGGAAACAUAUAUUUUGUUCGGGUAAUCGGGUCACCCAAAUCCAGGUUCAGAGUUUAGGGCUUAAAGGUACACUUCCUAGUGACCUAAAUCAGCUCUCAAAGAUGUCAAAUUUGGGUCUUCAAAGGAACAAUUUUCAUGGGAAGUUACCAAGUUUUAGUGGGUUAUCAGACUUGGAAUUUGCAUACUUAGAUUUCAAUAAUUUUGAUGAAAUUCCUUCUGAUUUCUUUGAUGGGCUUAUUAGUAUUAGGGUUUUGGAAUUGGAUAAUAACCCUCUUAAUGCAACUAAAGGGUGGUCAUUGCCUGAUGAUGUUGGGAAAUUAACAGAAUUGGCUAAUUUUUCAUUGAGUAAUUGUAAUUUGGUUGGUCCAUUGCCUGAAUUUCUGGGAUCAUUGCCAUCUCUUAGUGUUUUGAGACUUUCAUAUAAUAAACUAUCUGGGUUUAUACCUUUGAGUUUCAACCAGUCCAUGUUGCAGAUUCUUUGGUUGAAUGAUCAAGAAGAUGGAGGAAUGACUGGGCCUAUUGAUGUCAUUGCUUCAAUGACUUAUCUUACUGAGGUUUGGCUUCAUGGGAAUCACUUUACUGGGACUAUCCCAGAAGGUAUUGGAAAUUUAAUCUCAUUGAAAAAUCUUGAUCUUAAUAGGAAUCAGCUCGUUGGACCGAUCCCUCGAAGCUUGGCUUUGAUGGAGUUGGAGAGAUUGGAUUUGAACAACAAUAUGUUAAUGGGUGCGAUUCCGAAGUUCAAAUCUGGUAAUGUCUCUUAUGAGUUCAAUUCAUUUUGUCAAUCAAUUCCUGGAGCUCAAUGUGCACCACAAGUUAAUGCUCUUAUUGAUUUUCUUGGUGGCUUGAAUUAUCCAACUGCUCUUGCUUCUGAAUGGUCUGGUAAUGAUCCUUGUGAAGGACCUUGGUUAGGUGUGACUUGCAAUUCUGACUCCAAAGUUGUUGCUCUUAAUUUGCCUAAUAGAAAUCUUAGUGGUACUCUUAGUCCUUCAGUUGGUAGCUUAGAUUUGUUGCGUCAAGUUAGAUUGGCAGGAAACCAUCUAACUGGCCAAAUACCUGCAAACAUUACUCAGCUGAAGUCUUUGACAUUGUUAGAUGUAGCCCGAAACGAUUUUGAGCCUCCCUUGCCUAAAUUCAAUGCUGGUGUUAAAAUCAUCAUUGAUGGAAAUCCUUUUCUUGUUUCUAAUCAUAGUGAAAAAUUGCCACCUCCUGUUGAUGAUUCACCACCCUUGAUUAUUAGCCCGCCAAUGCUUCGAUCCCCAGUACCUAGUUCAUCCCCUGGCUCGUCUCAAGGAAGUGUGAGACCACCGUCACCUGAAAAGAUGCAUUCCCCUGUUGUUGCCUCGAAGCAUAAUUCUAGCUCUUCCUCAUCGGAGGAGGAUACUAGACCUCAAAAAUCCAAAAGACUGACCUUCCUUAUUGUAGUUGCUGCUAUUGCUACUGCUAUAGUGUUAGUUCUUCUCUCUGUCCUGUUCUAUAUGUUCUGUUGUAAGAAGAAUAAAGGCGGUGUUGAGGCACCUUGUUCUGUUGUUGUUCAUCCGAAGGACCCAUAUGAUGCAGACAAUAUGGUUAAGGUUGCAGUCUCGAGUAACAACACGGGAAGCUUAUUUACCCAAACUGGUAGCAGUUCUGGGAGUAGAAACAGUAGUGCAAUAACAAAUUCUACUUCUCAUGUGAUAGAUUCUGGGAACCUGGUUAUAUCAGUCCAGAUCCUUCGUAAAGUGACCAAUAACUUUUCCCCGGAAAAUCAGCUUGGUCGCGGUGGUUUUGGAAUUGUUUAUAAGGGAGAACUUGAAGAUGGUACUAAUAUAGCUGUUAAGAGAAUGGAGGCUGGAGUGAUUAACACUAAACAAUUGGAUGAAUUUCAGGCUGAAAUUGCAGUGUUGUCAAAGGUCAGACAUCGACAUUUAGUAUCUCUAUUUGGUUACUCCACUGAAGGCAACGAAAGGCUUUUGGUUUACGAAUACAUGCCUCAUGGAGCUCUAAGCAAGCAUCUCUUCCAUUGGAGGGACCUUGAGUUAGAACCGUUGUCAUGGAAAAGGAGGCUCAUUAUUGCUUUGGAUGUUGCAAGAGGGAUGGAAUAUCUUCACACCUUAGCACAUCAAAGUUUCAUACAUCGUGACCUCAAAUCUUCGAAUAUACUCUUGGAUGACGAGUUUAGGGCUAAAGUUUCCGACUUUGGGUUGGUCAAACUUGCUCCUGACAGAGAGAAGUCUGUUUGCACGAGGCUUGCAGGAACUUUUGGGUACCUUGCUCCUGAAUAUGCUGUGACAGGGAAAGUGUCAACUAAAGUUGAUGUAUUUAGCUUUGGGGUGGUACUAAUGGAACUUUUGACUGGAUUAAUGGCACUCGAUGAGGAACGAUCCGAAGAGAGUCGAUAUUUAGCUGAGUGGUUUUGGAGAAUAAAAACAAGCCAAGAGACUCUGAUGGCUGCAAUUGAUCCAUCUCUCAAUAUCAAAGAAGGGGCAUAUGAGAUCAUAACCAUCAUAGCUGAUCUUGCAGGGCAUUGCACUGCCAGAGACCCAAACCAUCGGCCAGAUAUGGGGCAUGCUGUAAGUGUGCUUGCCCCACUCGUCGAUAAAUGGAAGCCAUUUGCUGAUGACGUAGAAGAUUAUUCAGGCAUUGAUUACAAUUUGCCACUUAGAGAGAUGUUAAAGGGCUGGCAGGAUGAAGCAGAUAAAAGCAAUGGAAAUAGCUGCAGCACAAGCCUGAAUGAUAGCAGGGGAAGUAUACCUGCUAGGCCUACUGGAUUUGCAGACUCCUUCACUUCAGCUGAUGCUCGAUAAUUCAUCAAUCAAUUCAGUUUACUCCACUGAAUAAAUACAUACUUUCUCCUCUAUCUGGAGUAGUGUUUGCAAAUUCAGAUGUCCACGAGUUUCCGGUACCUUUUUUUUUGUGGCUGAUAGGAAUUUUGGUUUCUCUUAGUUAGUGUACAUGGAGUUUGUUUCUGAAAUCGUUCUUCAAAUAUGGUAGUAAAAUUCCACAGCGCUUUGUGAUCGUCUGUAUAAAUACUAAUAGUAUUAUUAUAAUUUCGUGGUUUUUUUUUGGAGAAUAGCUA